Molecule: messenger RNA, 206 nt
Organism: Paraglomus brasilianum
Lineage: Eukaryota; Fungi; Glomeromycota; Glomeromycetes; Paraglomerales; Paraglomeraceae
Source: the annotation of a GenBank genome assembly
AUGAACUGCGACAACUCAGCCGCCGCCUCCACUCAGUUCCCUCUCACUAAACAGGAACAGGAAGAAACGCUUUGGUCCAGCCCGUCUACUCCCUCCGAUAUAUCUCUACCUCAUACUCCAAUCACAAAAACCGAAGAAGACUACUCUGUAUACCACGUGCCAAAAGGAUACGAUGUGGUCCUCGUCCCUAAACUAGCAGACCAGAC